UCGGCUGCCACCGCCUCCCUCCAGGCGCCCGCCCCAGCUGCUGCCCGCCGGCUCGCUCGUGCAGCCGCGAUGCCCCGGAGCCCGACCCUGGUCCGGGUCCCCGGCCCACCGCGUUGUUAGCCUCCGUGCACCCCGCGCGCGCCGCCGCCAACGCCGCGCCCCAACGCAGCGAUGGGCAACACCGUGCACAGGACCCUGCCAGACCCGAGCCCGCCGGCUCGCCUCCUGGCCACCCGGCCGUGCUGCGGCCCCGGCCCCGAGCGGCGCCCGGUGCUGGGCGAAGCGCCGCGCUUCCACGCACAGGCCAAAGGCAAGAACGUGCGGCUGGACGGCCACUCGCGCCGGGCCACUCGACGCAACAGCUUCUGCAAUGGCGUCACGUUCACGCAGCGGCCCAUCCGGCUGUACGAGCAGGUGCGGCUGCGCCUGGUGGCCGUGCGCCCCGGCUGGAGCGGCGCGCUGCGCUUCGGCUUCACGGCGCAUGACCCAUCGCUCAUGAGCGCCCAGGACAUCCCCAAGUACGCCUGCCCCGACCUUGUCACGCGGCCUGGCUACUGGGCCAAGGCGCUGCCCGAGAACCUGGCGCUGCGCGACACCGUGCUAGCCUACUGGGCGGACCGCCACGGCCGCGUGUUCUACAGCGUCAAUGACGGCGAGCCCGUGCUCUUCCACUGCGGCGUGGCCGUGGGCGGCCCACUCUGGGCGCUCAUCGACGUCUACGGCAUCACCGAUGAGGUGCAGCUCCUCGAGAGCGCCUUCGCCGACACGCUGACACCAGCACGCCUCAGCCAGGCCCGCUUCAGCGCCUGCCUGCCGCCCAGCAGCCACGACGCCGCCAACUUCGACAACAACGAGCUCGAGAACAACCAGGUGGUGGCCAAGCUGGGCCACCUGGCACUGGGCCGCGCCCUGGGCCCGCUGCCCGCCGACGCCUCGGCCGCCGCCAUCCCGUGCGGACCCCGCGAGCGCCCUCGGCCCGCAUCGUCGCCGGCGCUGCUCGAGGCCGACCUGCGCUUCCACGCCACGCGCGGACCCGACGUGAGUCUGUCCACCGACCGCAAAGUGGCCUGCGCACCGCGGCCUGAGGGCGGCCGCACGCUCGUCUUCUCUGAACGCCCGCUGCGACCCGGCGAGAGCCUCUUCGUGGAGGUGGGCCGCCCGGGGCUAGCGGCGCCCGGCGCGCUGGCCUUCGGCAUCACGUCGUGUGACCCCGGUGGGCUCCGGCCUGCGGAGCUGCCAGCCGACCCCGACGCGCUGCUCGACCGCAAGGAGUACUGGGUAGUGGCGCGUGCUGGGCCGGUGCCAAGCGGCGGCGACGCGCUCAGCUUCACGCUGCGGCCGGGCGGCGACGUGCUCCUGGGCGUCAAUGGGCGCCCGCGCGGCCGCCUGCUGUGCGUCGACACCACGCAGGCGCUCUGGGCCUUCUUCGCCGUUCGUGGCGGUGCCGCGGGUCAGCUGCGCCUCCUCGGCACCCUGCAGUCCAGCCCUGCGACCACAUCCCCAUCAGGGUCCCUCAGCGGCUCCCAGGAUGAUAGCGACUCUGAUAUGGCCUUCAGUGUCAACCAGUCCUCCUCAGCAUCUGAGUCAUCCUUGGUGACCGCACCCAGCUCCCCACUGAGCCCCCCAGUGUCCCCCGUGUUCUCCCCACCAGAGCCGGCAGGCAGCAAGAAUGGCGAGUGCACAGUGUGUUUUGACGGCGAAGUGGACACAGUCAUCUACACGUGUGGACAUAUGUGUCUGUGCCACAGCUGUGGCCUGCGGCUCAAGAGGCAGGCCCGCGCCUGCUGCCCCAUCUGCCGGCGGCCCAUCAAGGAUGUCAUUAAGAUCUAUAGGCCAUAGCCUGGCCUGCCAACGGGCCUUGGCCAGAGCAAGGUCACCUUUCUGAAGGCCCUCUAGGCCAGGCAACUGCUGUGGUCACCAGGGGGUCCAAGGGCAGUGGCCAUCCGGUCUGCCACUCUCCAGUGGUGGACAAGGCAUGACAGUCAUGGAGAUGAGUCCCUGGGGGUCUGAGCCCAGGCAAGGGCUGCUUCUGACUCAAAAGUGCUUUGUCCCCAAAAGGCCGUCCCAACAGCGAGCUCAGGAACUGCCUGGCAGACCACUCUGUCCCUUGGUGACCUCUCAGCUGGGAAACAGCAUUCUCUGUGCAAUGCUCUUUGCAUUGGGUUGGGUUGAGUGUGUGUGAGAGAGGGUGAGGGGAGGGAGCUGCCAGAGAAGAGAGAGGGAAUGUGUGUGAGAGAAUGAGUGAGCGAGAAAGCAUAGAUAUUUAUCCAGGGAUCCUGGCUCUAGGAGGUUAUUUAACACUAAGGAAUGUGCAAUCCAGAGCCCAGACGGUAGCGUGACUCGAAAUUAUUCACUUUCUGGGGCUGGAACGUCAGCUGGUUUUGAAUGUAUGAAGCCUGCACCUUGGAACUCCCUUGGAUGGUAUAGAAAAGGGGCACUCAGAUUUUCUAAGGGGAGGAAAAAAUAGCUCAUUGUUUACAGCUCCCAAGCAGCAACGCCUUGGGGGGAAGGUGGGUGGAGAACUGAAAAGAACAAUUUGCUUUUUUAGUUUCUUUCUCAGUCCUGGAGAGGAGAUUGGAUGGGUGCUGCGGCCCACUGAGAGCUCUGGGUGCUGUCAUCCCCUGAAGCCUUUCACCCCUUCACCCCAGAUAGCCUAAUAAUAAGCAUAGCGCACCUUGACUCAGUCCCUCUGGAUGUUUUUUGUCUGUCCCACCCCUUGCUGUCCCCAAGAAGACAAGCAGCAGGUUCUCUUUUCCUGGGGGAGGAAAAGAAUCCAGGAGGCAGCUGACUCACCUGCAGUUGGAAAGGCCACCCCAUCCCGCAGACGGCUCUCCACAUUUCGUUUUGUCACCCCGGGCCUGGCAUUCACCAGCAGCAGUGGGCACCACCAGGGCAGCCUGCUGGGGAAGUGGGAGGAGGAAAAGACUUUGCAACUGGUUCUGAUUCUCAGCUUCCCUUUCGCUGCUGAUUACUAAAAUGUUAAAUAACCAUUAAAAUGUUAAUAGCUGAGAUACUAAAAUGCUGACCGUAGGACUUUCCCCCUUCAGAGAGAGUCCAGGGCCAUUUGCAGGCAUUUCCUGGGACCUGGCCCUGUCCCUGACUUCUUCACCCCUGUCGGCCCACGUCUGCAGACUCCCAGACCAACCCCGGGGCUGAUAGGCUGGCGCAGGCCCGCUCCUUCCUUUUGCCUCCAGUUCUGUCUGGGCCUAACCUCUGCCCUACUUUGUGCUGUAUCUUUAAGGAAGCCCCUGGGCCUCUCUGAUUCUCAGUUCCCAAUAUAUCUAAGAUGAGGCCCAGUACCUGCCCACUCCAGAACCCACGAGAGGACCAGCAUAACAUCUAAAAAGCCCGACGCCCUGCGAAGAAUAGGUAACAUUUUUACUACAAUUCCUAAACUGCUCCUCUGCCGCACAGAUGAUGGCAGGGAAAGGAGAACAUUCAGAGAGUUUCUGCAUUCAUAGAGCACAUGUUUGCCAGGUGUCUGGGGGCCCAGAGCGCAGCCCAGUUGGGCCCUCAUCAAAUCAAAGCCCUUAAGACCAGUUGGUCUUUGCGAUGCUCUUGGACCACCUGCUUCUUCUCUGUCUGAUGUGGUCAUAGUGUUCUGACCUGGUCACAACUUCAGAACCCCCACCCUUGCUCCUGCAAGGACCCCUGAUUGGCUUUUUUUUCCCCUAGUGAAUCCGGGAAACGUGCCCACCUUCAAAUUUUGUGACGGAAGUUUUUGGGGAAGGACUAGAGCCCCAGGAAAAGAGCUGGAGAAGCUCGGUAGCACCCAGGGCCCAGCUGCAUUUGGCCAGCAGGAGCCUUCCACGUCCCCCAUGCGGGGUGUCAGCACACCGCGUGUGAGAGGACGCUUGACCUCCUCCCCACUAGAGCUGGUUCUCCAGGCAGCAGUGCCGCUGACAGGAUUGAGCCAGUCCCAAGCUCUGGUGGUCUCAGAAGCCCGCGGGAGGCAGCUGGUCUCCCCUAUUCCUUGCCCUUCCUAACUGCCCCCACCCCUGGGUUCUAGCCAGGGUCAUGUACAGCCAUCACUGGGAAACCAGUGACUGAGGGCCUGGACCCGACGUGGCUCCAGGCCGUGCUCCUGGUGACCAGUUACCCAGAUCAAAAGGAGCUGGUGGCCUGUUUAACUUGUUCCGCAGCUGCUAUAAAUAGCCUCCCUGUUUCCAAGAGGAAUUAAGGGGGUGUUUAUCUUCUAAAAACCAGACAUUUCCUGAUGCUCUAAACUGAUUUAUUCAGUGCUAUAGAGGAGCGGCUCACAUGGCCCUCACAUGGCGGGAGAACGAGGAAAGGGAUCCCCUCUUUCUCACUUCACGCCAUUAUGUGCCUCGGCGCUGGGCUGGAGAGGCAUCCCUGCACAUGGAUCCUGCGAGGCAGGCCUUCUUACCCCACUGAGUCAGAUCUAAAACACCACUGAUGAUAAAAUACACCAUCUUAUGUUCCACUAAGGGGAAAAUACGCAGAUUUAACUAAGAUGCCUCAGCUAUAUGAUUCAUUCUAAUCAGAGACUUGAAAUGGGGGGGGGGGGGAUCCUGCUAUUUAGAAUCGAUAAAAUAUGGUAUUAUUCCCAUUUGGCAGGUCAGAGAACUGAGGUCCUGUGAGUGAAGUAAUAGGAUCACAUGUAAUAAGUGGCAGGGCUGGGAUUCAAACCCAGCAGUGUCUGGUGCUCAGUCCCACCCCCUGGCUGCCUGGCCCCAAGCCCCGGAAAGCUUGAGACUGCCUUGCAUUUUCUUUCUAGAACCUUCUCCGGGUGCUCGCUUCGGCAGCACAUAUACUAAAAAUAGAACCUUCUCCAGGCAGCCCCUGGAGGGACCCUGGGCACCUGCACCUGUAUGAAGUGUUCCUGCCCCAGACUGUGGUCCCUCUGCCACCCAUAUCCUAGAAGGACAAGUGUCCUUCCUUUCAGGCUCACCUUCCCGCUGCCUGCCUUCUGGCAGAGUUGAGCCAUGUGAGAUCCUGAGUCCAACCCAAAGGCUUCCUUUUGUGACACAGAGAAGCACACACGGGGCCACUUUGUGGAGGAGCCAAGGCGUUGUCCCACCACCUUCCUGGGCCUCAGGAAGGGAUUCCAGGGCUGAGAAGGGGGAGACCGAAAGAUACACCUUUGUUGUGGUCUUGUGCCUGUUUAUUUUGAACCCCCAGAGAAAUUGGGCUGUUUCCAAGUCAAAACAAGCUUCUUUCCCUAGUCCAAUCCCAGAACUGGGAGUCUCCUGGGGUUUACCCAGGGAAGCUGCUCCCCUAAGUGCUGCAACACUUUGCUCAGCACCCACUCAUCGCAUGGCCUGUGUUCUGGACACGGCACUGGAAACGGACUAAAGACAGAGCCCACAGGGAGCUGACAGUCUGGAGCUGGGCAGAUUUAUAACCUUUCAUGUGCCCCAUCAGGCACUGGGGCCUGUGCUAGCACAUAGUAGGUACUCUUUAAAGGUUUAUGGAAGAAAUCCAGAAAUUAAAUUACAAGGGCUCAGGGUUUUGGUAAAACACCACAUACACAUGCACACGGUCAUUCAACAAACAUCUGCUGUGUGCCUGCUAGGUGUGGGGUGCUGGGGAUGUGGAGCUGAGAGGACAGUGCCCUAGCUCUGCCUUCAGAAGUAGAGACAUUAGAGGACAAGGAGAUGCUAGGGACAGAAUCCUGUGGUCUUAUUCGGCCAUUCUGUUGCCUUUGGGGAUCUAUCCUGGUGAGUGCCCCAGAGCCUUCCCGAAAGCUUCAUGCUUUGAGAAGCCUCUUCAGCAUUAUAAAUGCCAGGCACUUUGUAACCUGUGUGCUGCUGCCAAAAUGGCCUUGGGCAGAGCCCUCAAAGGCUCCACCUUUUGAUGAUUACCCUCAAUUCCCCCCAGGGAGACCCCUGGGGUGAUGGCUACCUGCUACUUUCAGGCUUGGGAGUGGCUGCUGGAAACAAUCCCCUGGUCCCCAGAGAACCCCAUUAGUUCCAGUCGAGAACGGGCUUGAGCAAAGUCUUGGAGAAUGAGAGGCAGUAACCUCCCCCUGCCCAAUCCCAUCUCUGCCCCAGUUCCGGCAGAGGGAUGUCUGCUCAGGAACACGUGGCCUCCUGGCAUUUCUUGGUAUUUCAUUGUCUUUCCUAAGCCCCUAAUGAAACAACUUGUACAACAAUCUGUCUGUGCCUUAUGAAAGUGUCUGUGCACUUUUUAUCCUUUUUAAAAGCAACUUUAAAAAGUGGGCAGGGGACUAGCAUACCUAGUAGUAUUCUAGAAAUAUGUGCUAAUCACAGAAGCCCUUCUGUAUUAUGUUUUUUGCUGUAGGAGUGAUGAAGUGUACGUCUCUCACCCCAUCUCCCCACUACCUGUGUACAGACCUUUUAAAAAAUGUCUCUUAUUCUUAUUUUUCUGAUUCAAUACUGUGACUUCUCCAAUACAAUCUAAUCUUUGGGGAUCUGUAAUAAAGAUUUUAAAACUUGGGUGGACUGGGUUGGGAAGGGUUUGCACUGGUCCUGUGUGUUGUGCUUUUGUGUGUUGUGUGUUUUGGUUUUUGUCUAUUUUUAUCUGUUUUAUAUUAACAUAAUUUUUUCUGUUUAAAAAACAAAUACAACUUUGGCUUGUUAAAAAAGAAA
Molecule: messenger RNA, 6572 nt
Organism: Mustela lutreola (European mink)
Lineage: Eukaryota; Metazoa; Chordata; Mammalia; Carnivora; Mustelidae
Gene: NEURL1B
Product: neuralized E3 ubiquitin protein ligase 1B
Exons: 5
Coding region: 172-1839 (555 amino acids)
Biological process (GO): ubiquitin-dependent endocytosis
Cellular component (GO): early endosome
Molecular function (GO): ubiquitin protein ligase activity
Source: RefSeq, a predicted model, not a curated record